AUGGGAUCGGCAAGUUCCUGCAUCCAAUCCCUGCCUCCUUUGAGGGACUUCUUUCACCCCACACUGGAUGCAUACAUGGUCACACUCAACAUCUUUCAGUACUUCCCCCUUGUCUCUGUCAUCCAAUGGCUCACGGCCUUCCAUCCAGCUGGGAAAACCUCGCUGAAGAGGUCGUACCUCAACUUCCCCGGUCGACUCGGAUGGUUCAUCAUGGAGAUCGUCGGUCCUGUCAACCUGCUCUACAUCCUCUGGACUCUCCCCCCAACCCUGAACAUUACCUCUCUCCCCUACCCUAAUAAGCUCGCUGCCUCGCUUUAUAUCAUUCACUACAUCAAUCGCGCCAUUAUCUCCCCUUUCUUCGCCGCACCCAGCAUGUCCCCUAUCCAUGCCUUCGUCGUGUUCUCCGCCGUCCUCUUCAACUGGCUCAACUCAACCUGCCUGGCCGGCUGGAUUGUCGGAUAUCAAAUCCCUAUUGCCAUCCCAUCAUAUACGUCCACAUCUCACCCAGUCACAAUGGACCCCUCUCCUUCCUCUUCCACCCUCCUCCCCUCCCUUGGCAUGUGCCUCUUCCUCCUCGGAAUGGCAGGCAACAUCCACGCCGAACGAACCCUCUUCCGACUGCGUCGUGAGGAAGCCGAAACCCGGCAUAGCAAGAAAUCCUCCUCGGCGCAGCCCAACGGUACCAGCAGCCAAGACAGCAGCAACAAAUUCUCUAAAGUCUACGUCAUUCCCCCGCCCACCGGGCUCUUCCGCUCCAUCCUCUACCCGCAUUAUGUCUGCGAAUGGCUCGAAUGGCUCGGUUUCGCGCUCGUUGGGACAGCCGUUCUCCCCGUCCCUUCUGCGCUGGGGGGUGUUGCGGCUGCGUCCUCUUCGUCGUCCCUCGUUCUAGCGCCGUGGGUUGUGCCGUUUGCUCUGGGGGCGGAAAGGCUGCGCCUGGGACUGCCGUUGCCAGCGGUGCUGUUCUUUGUGAAUGCGGUGGCCAACAUGUUGCCGCAUGCGCGAUGGGGGAGGAAAUGGUAUGUGGAGCGGUUUGGAGCGCAGAGGGUUGCGGGAAGGGGCGCUGUGGUGCCGUUUUGUGGGUGGUUGUGA
Aspergillus steynii IBT 23096 is the source of this 1089-nucleotide messenger RNA. Its product is annotated as 3-oxo-5-alpha-steroid 4-dehydrogenase family protein. Gene Ontology annotation, biological process: lipid metabolic process. The coding region runs from base 1 to 1089 and encodes 362 amino acids. Gene Ontology annotation, molecular function: oxidoreductase activity, acting on the CH-CH group of donors. The transcript is spliced from 2 exons. Lineage: Eukaryota; Fungi; Ascomycota; Eurotiomycetes; Eurotiales; Aspergillaceae. The record is from RefSeq and is a predicted model, not a curated record.